AUUUCAUUCGAGGAGCAGCAGGCCGAGCCGAGAGGUCAGUCGGCCACCAGAGGCAGAAUGAGCAACAUCAUUGUGAUUUCGAGUGACGAAGCUAGCGACGCAGAGUGCCACGUGGACCCGCCAUCUGAAAGUUAUUUUUCUCUCGCCAACUCCCUCAAGCCUGUGAGUUCUUCAGCUCCGACAAGAUUCGUUCGGGCUACGGAUCUGAAACCAAGUGUGUGGCAGAGCGACGAGAGCAAGUCGUUCGCCGCGGUGACGCCAGUCCAGCCCGGGACGCAUCUGAACAAGCGCACCACUGAGAAACAAGAUUCAGUCUCUCUGUGCCCAGUGUGCUUUAAACGGCUUUGCCGUCCGUUUCGCCUCCGCUCGCACGCGGAGUCUCAGCACGGGAUCGCCCAGGGCUCUGAACGGCUUCGGAAGUUUCUAGAAGCUAGUCGCAGGCUGACGAAACGAGGGGUCAGGAAAACAACGUUGCGAGCCGUUCGUCGAAGCCUGGGGCACAGGCUCAGGCUGAACAAGUUUGCUCUCCGAGGCGCAGUGAGGGCGUUACGUGGGCACAUGUAUUCUCUCGGAGCGGAGAAGAAGAGGGACGCAACAAAGCCAGGGAAAACAGGCAAACCCCGCCGAUCCGAAGUCAACCACGCUGUCAAGUCUCGCUCUCCGAAGCCUAAGUGCCGCGUGCCGCUGCUGGAAGACUUCAAGAUUGUUCAGCUUAGGGCCGGAAUAAGCCAGGCCACGGCCACUUCACGGGCACUCCAUGUGGCGAGGUUUCUGGAGUAUGCAAGGAGUCGCUUCGGCGAGACGGACCUCACCAGCGUGUUUGAAAACGUCGAUCUGCCUGGCGACUUCGUCACCUUUUUGCGAGAACUUCCAAUGCAGCCAAUCACCGUGGCUCAUAUAUGCAGUUCCCUCAACGUCUUCAUCCUUGAGUGCACUUCCACGCGCUCGCUGAGAGAUCAAGUUUGCCACAGCACGCAAAAGCGGCGCCGACUUAAAGACGCAGCAGAAGUAUGGAGACAACUGCGGAAAAAGUGUGACGCCGUGGCCAACAGAGAACGGCGGCUGAAACUGUCAGGCAAGCCGGUGGACGACAAGGUCCCCUUACGAACACUAUUCAGCUUUCUCUCCGAGUCCCUUGAAGAGAUAGAGACGAGCAUUGAUUCGCUCAGCGCCCCAAACUGUAAGCACCUUGAGCCCCCGUGUAGGAUUAUUAAUGCUUGGGUUGUGCUGCUGUGUGCACUCGCUGGGAAAAGGCUGUGUGAGGCUCUUGCCCUCCGCGUGAGUGAGAUCCGGGCCGCGGAAAGGCGCGAUCUGGAGUUUGUCGUGCGGAUUGCGGGGGGAAAAAAUGCUAACCACUCAUGCACAUUCUUGGUGCUUAAUUCUGUGUCAUACCGACUACUUUCAAAGCUUGCAGACAUCAGGGAAUCUCAAGGGCAGGAUUUCUUGCUCAGAACUUCUACUUUGGGGAAACCGAGCAAUGCCAUUUUAGGACCAGUUUGGAAGAGGUGCAGUUUAGAGCCAUUCACGGUCAACGAUCUGCGUAAGAUCGUAGAGUCGCACAAAUUUCUCCUCGCUGGGACAGCUGACAGCAGUGCGGCAAACGCGGUAAUUCCAAUGUAUUUGGGGCAUAAUACAGCUGUCGCUGCAAAGUUUUACACUCUUAAGUCCGCUGAGAGCAUAAUUGCUGCUCACCGACUUCUGAAUGGCUUACUAUUUCAGAUCGUAGUGAUUCAGGGUCUCGGGGAACAAGUUCUGGAACAUUCGUCAAAAGUUAUGACCAAAGAAGAACUUGCAAAAGAGUUAGAAAGUUGCUGGGAGAACGCUUUCCUCCGCGUUUCGCCUGUCACAGAAUGCACUCUGAACACUGUUGUCUCACGGCUUAGAGAGAGGGCAAGAAUACAACUUGUAAAAGAUACACUUGAAUCGUACAGAGCCUGGCUUCGGGGCCCGGAGGUUAAUUCUACAUCAACUGUCAAAGACUUUCUUCCCUCUAAAUUGCCUUUUCCACUUAACGACACUGACAGACAAAGUUUGUAUUGUGAACUUCAAGGUAGCAAUGUAAAAUAAAGAUGUUGGGUACUCAAA
Molecule: messenger RNA, 2085 nt
Organism: Frankliniella occidentalis (western flower thrips)
Lineage: Eukaryota; Metazoa; Arthropoda; Insecta; Thysanoptera; Thripidae
Exons: 5
Coding region: 58-2067 (669 amino acids)
Molecular function (GO): DNA binding
Source: RefSeq, a predicted model, not a curated record